UUGCAUAAUGUUGCAACUUUUAAUCAAUUUUAAAAAUCAAUACAGAUGAACGUUAUCCUCUUAAGUCAAAUAUCGCUCUUGAUUUUCAUUUGCUAAAAAAGUUCAUUAUCCGUAAACUGAAAUUAUUUCGCAAUUAUCUAUUCUUCAUAAGUACUCAAAUGGAUUGGUCCGGUUCCGUUACCUCAUUUUUAUUAUUUAAAUCAUUGAAACAAUUAGGACCUGCAUUUACGUGCAAUAAAGUUGAAUCUAUGUGACGUGUCUCAUUCAGUUUUGGCUCAAAUUUUCAUUGAAGCAGAGAGCGUCAAAAUAGUGCGCGAAGUAGCCGCACGAGCGUUAACGUGAACGGGCCUGAAAUGUGUCUGUGACUGCAUACGAUCUGCUGUAAACAAGCGGAGAACAUCAUAUGAGUGAUUCAGGUUAUCAAGUAUCAUACAUUAGUUAAAAACCACCUGUGUUGCGAAUUUUUCCAUAUCUCAUUGCACCUGCAACCAUCACAAUGGCAGCAUCUAAAGUUACAUUUAAAAUUACGCUAACGUCGGAUCCGAAAUUACCAUUCAAAGUUUUAAGCGUCCCCGAUAACACUCCAUUUACAGCAGUAUUGAAGUUUGCUGCAGAAGAAUUCAAAGUAUCUCCAGCUACAUCUGCUAUAAUCACAGAUGAUGGAGUUGGUAUAAAUCCUCAGCAAACUGCUGGUAACAUUUUCCUAAAACAUGGUAGUGAACUGAGGUUGAUACCACGUGAUAGAGUAGGAUAUAGUAGUUGAUGGGUCAAUUUUUAAUUGAAUUGUUCGAUAAAAACAAAUGUUUUUUUUUAUAAAAAAAUUAUUG
Trichogramma pretiosum is the source of this 827-nucleotide messenger RNA. RefSeq names its product ubiquitin-fold modifier 1 (gene Ufm1). The coding region runs from base 497 to 763 and encodes 88 amino acids. Gene Ontology annotation, biological process: protein K69-linked ufmylation. The record is from RefSeq and is a predicted model, not a curated record. Gene Ontology annotation, cellular component: nucleus; cytoplasm. The transcript has 4 exons. Lineage: Eukaryota; Metazoa; Arthropoda; Insecta; Hymenoptera; Trichogrammatidae.